CUCAAGUGAAAAGAGUCAUCAUCAUCAUCAACCUCAACCUUUAUUUACAUACAUUCAGGGGUGACCUUCGUUUUCAGUGAUGGAGAGAUUACACAAGCAGAAAGAAAACAAACCAAACAAUCAGAAUUACAAAAAUCAAUUCCUAAUAAAAACUAUUUCAUUAAAAAACAUUAAGAUUUAAAGCUUAUUUCUUAACUGUCCCAAUGUUAUGAGGGAAUCGAUAUUUGAAGGGUGUUUAUAGGUUCUUCCAUUAGUCUGAAAAGAGUCUGCAGGAAAUGCUUUGUUUUCCUAAAUUAAGUUUAAAUAAAGUCAAAGUAAAACUUUCCAGCUUGCUAAUCACUCUCCAGAGCAGGUUUCCAAAAAAUAAAAUAAGUGUUUAAAGUGCACACGUCACUUCAGAUAACAGUGCGCCCCAACACUGUUAGCAGCACCCUGGACAGCUCCUCAUUCCUCAACACUGCCGGGAUGAGGGUCAGUUGGUGCCUACAUUUUAUUUUUCUCCCCAGGGGCCUUUAAUGAUAUAAUUUGGCCCUGCUGUUGGAUAGUUUAAUCUAUAAAACUGAUUUAUAAUUUACAAAACUGACCCUAUGUUUUUUUCAUAUCAUUAAAUGUUAUUUAACUGCAAAGUAACCAAUAACUAUCAUUGUCAGAUGAAAUAAUGAAGUAAUAGUAAAGUACAAUAUUUCCCCUUGAAACAUAAUGGAGUAUAAACAAACAAGAAAAAAACAUUUUUUCAAGUAUCUCAGGUACCAAACUAGGAACAACUUGAGUUGAAGAAACGCCUGUUGUGCUGCUAAACGGUCGCGUGCUAUUCCUCUUCCGACCAGCAGAGGGCAGCAUGUGACUAAACACAUAAGAUAAAAGCAGAAGAAGAAGAAAGGCGGAAGUGUGUACGGUGUAAACAAUCGAGUCAUCCAGGGACUGCUGCGGAUGAGAUCCAUUAUUUCAAGUUAAACGUGUGCCAGCUGCCUGCGGCCACCAUGCCUUACCUGGGCAGUGAGGACACGGUGCGGGAGCUGAGGAGAGCUCUGUCCAACCCCAACAUCCAGUCUGACCAGCUGCGCUACAGGAACACCAUCCUCAAAGUCAUCAGGGCAAUGUCACAGGGUGUGGAUGUAUCAGGCCUGUUCAGUGAAAUGGUAAAAGCGUGUGCCACAGUAGACAUAGUCCAGAAGAAACUGGUCUAUGUCUUCCUGUGUUCCUACGCCACUUUAAACCCAGAGCUGUCUCUGCUGGUCAUCAACACGCUGAGGAAAGACUGUCAGGAUCCAAACCCCAUGGUCCGCAGCCUGGCCCUGAGGAACAUGACCAACCUCAGGUUACCCAGUCUGGUGGAGUAUGUGGAGCAGCCUCUGACAGCAGGACUGAGGGACAGAGCAGCUUGUGUGCGACGAGUUGCUGUACUUGGCUGGGCCAAACUACGCAAUCUCCAAACCAGCUCAGAGAUAGACGCUACAGUGGUGAACGAGCUGUACAGCCUGCUGAGGGACCCGGACCCGGUGGUGAUGGUGAACUGCCUCCGCGCCCUGGAGGAGAUCCUGAAGGAGGAGGGGGGAGUUGCCAUCAACAAACCCAUCACCCAUCACCUGCUCAACAGGCUGAAGGAGUGUGACAUCUGGGGUCAGUGCGAGGUGCUGAGAAUCCUUCAGCGCUACCGGCCGCAGUCCGAGGACGAGCUCUUUGACAUCCUGUCCCUUCUGGACGCAUCCCUGGUCAGCCCCCACCCCCCAGUCAUGGCUGCCACCCUCAGCCUCUUCCUCAGCCUCUGCUCCGGCGUUCCCGCCAUCAGUUUGGCGGCCCUGGAGCGGGUACGUGGACCCCUGCUGGCCGCCUGUGGGAGCGCAUCCAGAGAGACGAGGUUCACCGCCCUCUGCCACAUACAGUUGCUGUUGCGUUCUCUCCCUGGCCUGAUGGGUGCGCACUACAAGCGUUUCUUCUGUGGCUAUGCUGAACCGGCCUACAUCAAGCAAAGGAAGAUGCAGGUGCUGGUGGAGCUGGUAAAUGACGAGAAUGUAGCAAUGUUACUGGAUGAGCUGAGAGGAUACUGCACCGAUGUCAACACUGACACUGCCCACGCGGCAAUCUCAGCCAUAGGUCGUAUUGGACGGAGCUACAGCGACAAAUGUCUAGAGAUCCUCACUGGACUCCUCGGACUCAAACAGGAGCACAUCACCUCUGCCGUGGUGCAGACAAUGCGUGACCUGGUCUGGGUGUGUCCUCAGUGCAGUGACACAGUGUGUUUGGCUGUCGAGGGCUGUGAGGAGUUGCUUCAGGACAGCCAGGGCAGGCAGGCCUUGCUGUGGUUGCUGGGUGUGUACGGGGAACGAGUCUCCAGCGCCCCAUACACGCUGGAGGUGUUCAUCGAUGGAGUGAGGAGCGAGGCCUCUCUGGGAGUCAAGAUGGAGCUGCUGACGGCCACCAUGAGGCUGUUUUUGUGCCGGCCCGCUGAAACACAGGACAUGCUUGGAAGACUGCUGCACUACUGCAUAGAGGAGGAAACAGACAUGUGUGUACGUGACCAGGCACUUCUCUACUACCGCCUGUUGCAUUGUGGGAUAGAAGAGACACGAAAGGUCCUACAGGGUCGAAGGUCAGACCCUUCCCUAGGUGUUCUCAUCGGCCGCCCCGCAGAGCCCAUCAGCCAGUGGGCGUGCAGCUUUAACACUCUGGAGCCUCUCAGGCAGGGCGCCAUAGAGACAGAGCCAGCCAGCAGAGGAAGCCCUGAGCAUGUGAACUUUGACCCCAAGCCUAACACUGACCUCUCAGACACACUGAACUGUAGCCAUGGCAAGACGGGCCAUUCAGGCUCAGACAGUGCCAUUCAGUGUGCAGACUCCUCCACUGAUGUCCUGGCUUCCAGCGUCACAGCCCCCAUCAGUUUGUCCCUCUCCCCGGCUCUCAGCCCAGAGGAGUUUGAGCGCCUGUGGCUGCGGCGACACGUUCUGCAUGCUGAGCAAGGUCCUGAGAAGAGUCAAGAGGAGGAGGAUUAUAUGUGCAUGCAAGAACAUGUCCAGUGCCCCGCAAUACCUCACUGUUCCCCACAAAGCCUUCAGGCAGCGAUGCAGCUGGUCAAUAUCCAGACACUGGCCUUCACGCCGCCGCACACACUCCCCUGGAGGGUUUACUUGUACACACACACCCAGCACACACACUCGGCCGACACGCCCCACAGCACGCUCAUACUGGGGGAGCUGCUGUACACUGGAGAGGCGAAUCAGAAAGCGGGAGCAAAGAAAGGUACAGGUGACGGAAAAGUGGUGGUGGAGAGGGGGGAAGACAAGCAAAUGAAAGAGGGAGAAGAAGCUGCCGCUGAGGAGCUGAGCGGGAGAGAGACGACGGGAAAAGACGGAGAAGAAAAGGGAGUAAAAGUGACUCUGAAGCAGCAACCAAGAGAUGAAAAAGCUCUGAAGGGGUUUCUCUCCAUCCUUACCACUGUACUGCACACACUGUCCUCAGAGUCAGCUUAGAUAUACCCACGCACACACAUCACUGCUCUUGCUAUACAUCCUUCCAAAGACACUCAUUGACCACAUUCAUUCCCUAAAUAUAACUAUAAUAUAGCCUCUGAUAGGAGUAAGCACUGGCACACGGAGAGAGUUGAAUCUUUAAAGGGUAAAAAGGUGAGUUAAAAAGAGAGUAUUUAGUAGAGAGAAAAAUUCAGCUGAAGGCCAUUAAUCUCCUCAGUUUGCUGGGGUUUUUUUCUCUCACAGUCAAGCCAUAAUAAGUGGAUUAAAAAAUAAUUCAGGUUAGGUCAGGUUUGGCCUGGUGGGGGCACUAUUGAGCACUAGUCUCACCAUGGUCUGUCUCACUGCAGCAAAAUCAACAGUCUUAUCAACAGUCUUUCCUCUUGGGACUGAGAAAUAAUGUUGUUUAUCUACAAACACAUGUAGGGUGGGGGGUGGGCGGGGUCCUGUUACUUACUCAUUCACAGCGUGCAGAGCUGAAGGGCCCUGAAACAGCUACCAUGGAUAUAGUUUUUAUUUCUGGUAGUUAUUUUUUCUGUACAUUCAUGAUAAUAACGAGCUGAAAGUAAUGCGAACAUGACCUGACUUAAAAUAAUAAAACGUGUUAAGUGUU
Molecule: messenger RNA, 4077 nt
Organism: Seriola aureovittata
Lineage: Eukaryota; Metazoa; Chordata; Actinopteri; Carangiformes; Carangidae
Gene: ap4b1
Product: adaptor related protein complex 4 subunit beta 1
Exons: 14
Coding region: 981-3467 (828 amino acids)
Biological process (GO): intracellular protein transport; vesicle-mediated transport
Cellular component (GO): membrane coat; clathrin adaptor complex
Source: RefSeq, a predicted model, not a curated record